This is a messenger RNA of Elgaria multicarinata webbii, 3022 nucleotides long. RefSeq names its product WEE1 G2 checkpoint kinase (gene WEE1). Gene Ontology annotation, molecular function: magnesium ion binding; ATP binding; non-membrane spanning protein tyrosine kinase activity. Lineage: Eukaryota; Metazoa; Chordata; Lepidosauria; Squamata; Anguidae. The record is from RefSeq and is a predicted model, not a curated record. Gene Ontology annotation, biological process: negative regulation of G2/MI transition of meiotic cell cycle; mitotic cell cycle; protein phosphorylation. The transcript has 11 exons. The coding region runs from base 1 to 1956 and encodes 651 amino acids. Gene Ontology annotation, cellular component: cytoplasm; nucleus.
AUGAGCUUCCUGAGCCGGCAGCAGCAGCCUCCAGCCGCGGGGGCGCGGCGCCCAACAGCCCGGCGGGCGGCGGCCCCGAUCCGGCAGAAGCUGCUCUUCUCGGGCGGCGGGAGCGACUGUGAGGAGGAGGAAGAGGAGGAAGAAGACGGCUACGAGGAGGAGGAGGAAGAAGAAGGAGGCGGCAGCGGCAACAGCACCGGGGAAGAUUCGGCCUUCCAGGAGGCCGACUCGCCCCUCUCGGUCAGCCGCACCCCGGCUCGGCGGGAGCUGCCGCCGCCGCGGACACCCGAGGAGGUGGCCAUGGAGCUGGCGCCGCCCGCACUCCCGGGCGACGAGGGGGACUCGUGGGAGGAGGAGGGCUUCGGUUCCUCGUCCCCGGUGAAAUCGCCUGGAGCUUACUUCAUGGCCGGCUCUCCGGCGCUGAAGGGCCCCCGCCGUUACUGCGGACAGUCGUCGCCUCCGCGCCCCGAUGCCACCCGGUACCGGGAGCACCAGGAGCCGAGUUCGCCGCUGCCCGAAUACCCCGGCACGCCGCCGCACAAGACUUUCCGCAAGCUGCGCCUCUUCGACACCCCGCACACGCCUAAGAGUCUACUUUGCAAAGCUCAAGGAAUGGGCUCGAGUUCAGCUAAGCUUCGAGGUGGCUCUCUCUUUAUGAAUGUUGGAAGACUAGUAAAACAGGAAUCUGACAUGGGACAGGCACCUCACGUGAACAUUAAUCCUUUCACUCCGGACUCUGUCUUCCUUCAGUCUUCAGUUGGACACUGUCGCAGGAGGAAGAGGACACACUGGAACGACUCCUGCGGUGAGGACAUGGAAGCAAGUGACGGAGAGCUUGAGGAUGAAACUGUCAGACCUGCCAAGCGGAUCAGCAUAACAGAAAGUAAUAUGAAAUCGCGAUAUGCAACAGAAUUUCAUGAAUUGGAGAAGAUUGGAGCUGGAGAAUUUGGUUCAGUAUUCAAAUGUGUGAAAAGACUUGAUGGUUGUAUCUAUGCAAUAAAGCGAUCUAAGAAACCCUUGGCUGGCUCAAUUGAUGAGCAAAAUGCUCUUAGAGAAGUCUAUGCCCAUGCCGUUUUGGGACAGCAUGCACAUGUAGUCAGAUACUUCUCUGCCUGGGCAGAAGAUGACCAUAUGCUUAUACAAAAUGAACAUUGUAAUGGCGGCAGUUUAGCUGAUGCCAUAAGUGAAAACUAUAGAAAUAUGCACUACUUCAGUGAACCAGAAUUGAAAGAUCUGCUGCUGCAAGUUGCUCAUGGUUUAAAGUAUAUCCAUUCGAUGUCAUUGGUACACAUGGAUAUAAAGCCCAGUAAUAUCUUUAUAUCUAGGACCUCAGUUCCAACUACUAUAUCUGAAGAAGGUGACGAUGAUGAAUGGUCGUCUAGCAGAGUUGUGUUUAAAAUAGGUGAUCUUGGUCACGUCACUAGAAUAUCCAGUCCACAGGUAGAGGAAGGAGAUAGUCGUUUCCUUGCCAAUGAAGUUUUGCAAGAGAACUAUAAUUACUUGCCAAAAGCAGAUAUUUUUGCUCUUGCGUUGACUGUGGUGUGUGCUGCUGGUGCUGAACCACUGCCAGCCAAUGGGGAUCAGUGGCAUGAAAUUCGGCGAGGGAAGCUGCCUAGAAUUCCACAAUUACUUUCUCAGGAGUUAUUAGACUUAUUAAAAGUUAUGAUAAACUCUGAUCCGGAGAAAAGACCCUCAGCAGUUGCUCUUGUUAAGCAUUCUGCACUAUUAACUACUGCCAGAAAGAGUGCUGAGCAGCUAAGAAUAGAACUGAAUGCUGAAAAGUUCAAAAACUCUUUGUUGCAAAAGGAACUGAAGAAAGCACAGAUGGCAAAGGCAGCAGCUGAAGAGCGAGCACAGAUUAAAGAUCGAAUGACAACUAGAUCUACAGCACAGAACAGAACAACCCGUCUUACUGGAAAGAAAAUGAACCGUUCAGUCAGCCUCACAAUAUACUGACUGGGCUGUUCCAUAAGACUGGCAAAGGCAGACGAUGGACUAAAUUAAGAGAGGGUUCUGUUUCUGAUUUUCUUGUUAAUCACUGUCAAUGGUUUUAUAAAGAAGCCUUAUACCAUUUUAAUUUUAUCAAAUGCAGUUAAAUAACUGUAUUUCUCCAUUGCCCCAAAGAAUCUAGGAUGCUUCCAAGCCUUUCAGUUACACUGUGUGUUACACCAUCUAGAGUUAACCACUAGGUGUGCUGCUUUUUAGUUGUAAUGCGUUGUAAUGAAAGGCGUUUUCUAAGAAACUGCUUUGUUUAAAAAGGAAGGAAGAAAUGCCAUGGGGAGAGGUUAAAGGCCAGCAGGCCAAACCAUACCUGGUGUCAGGUAAACUAUUGUGAAUUUUACUCAUGUAUUCAACUGGGAGCACUUUGUUAGGCAUUGCUUAGACCACAGGAAUAAGCCUGUGGAAACGUGCCAUGUGAAACUGCUGCUAUUUUUAGUUUGUCCUUGCUGUAAAACUGUAGCAUUAAAACAAUCAUUGUGUUAGUGGGCUUUCUUUUUUUUUAAAAAAAAAAUUAUGUGAAAAUUAUCAAAGCUGCCUGGGUGAAAGCAGCUUCCUUUUCCGAAGCUAGUGUACUGUGUACAGAGUCAAUGCACCAAUUUUAUAUUUGAAUUACAUUAUUAGUGUAAAUGUUGCUUUGGUUUUGGUUUUGUACUUCUUUCUAAUAAAAGUUCUCCAAAAGUUAAUUCCUCCCCCUUUCUCUCAUCUUCUUUCUUCCUCUGUUAAUAUUUGAAUGUGCCUGUUUGCAUAUUUUAGUACUUGUACAUAAGUGUAUUGUUUUACCAUUUUUCAAAAUGAUUGUAUAUAGCUGUUCUUAUAGUGUACAAUACUGAAAGCUGUAGUUUGAGAUGCCAGAAGAUCCAAUUCAAAUUUAUUUCAACUUUAGUUGUGAAAUUAAUAUAAUAGGUCCUCCCAUUGUGUUCUGAUAAUGUCAAAAUAGAUACUAUCUAUUUUGGGCUUAAACCAAUGUUUCCCACUUGAAUGUUUCACUUUGUUUUUAAUUAGUAUUGAAUUGGAAUAUUAA